AUGGAGACCAUAUUUGGUUCUUCCAUGGGCACUGGUAGGUUUGCCCUAGGUUCCAGUGAGCCACUUGGGGUGAACAAUGUUGAUAGUGUUGCUGCUAAGAUUAAGGGUCAGGGCUUCACCACUGGGGCUGAUGUCAAAUGCAGCCCUAAGAUGGCCUCUGCAUUUAGAGAGACUAGGCCUUCACAUGUGGAUCCUGACCUCUAUCUUGCAGUGAUGGAGAUGCCUGGCUUCACCACUGAAGCUUUCAUUGUUGCCUACACCUACCUUCUAAAAAACAAGGUCCUUGGCAAGGGCUUUGUGAACAUGGCAAUCAACCAUUGGGACAUUUGGCUGAGGAACUACCUUGCCAAGAACAACUAUAUAUAG
Molecule: messenger RNA, 366 nt
Organism: Miscanthus lutarioriparius
Lineage: Eukaryota; Viridiplantae; Streptophyta; Magnoliopsida; Poales; Poaceae
Source: the annotation of a GenBank genome assembly